AUGAAAGGAGUAAAAUUGGAAGAACUAGGACAAAGUAUUCUAGAACAAGUUAUUACUUCUGGAGGUGAUGAUGUUGAUAGGAACUUUAGCAAUCCUUUUUAUGCUCAUAUUGUUAGUUUAAACAAAUCAUUGCAAAAAGUAAACGGAAAGUCUCCUUCAAACUGGACAGAGUCUUUAAUAAGUGAAAUAGAAGGAAGAGCACAGAUAGUUAUUGAUGAUCUCGAGCAAAUGAAACUUGCCCCUUCCAAUAAUAUUGGACCAAAUAAACUAUUUAUUGAAGCAUAUAAGAUUUUGGCAUAUACUCUAUCUCUUGUUAGCGAUUACAAAGAUCGAAAAAUAGAAGCAAUUGAAAAAGAGGCUCAUGAUCAAACUGAAGAUUUGAAAAUUCAACUUGAUACUCGUGAAAAAAUUGCUCAACAAGAAAAAAGCGCUAUCAAUGGAAGGAUCACAGAGCUUGUUUCUCAGAAUUUUCAAAUUGUUCAACAAAAUGAAGCUCUCAAAGCUAAAAUUUCUGAAUUACAAGCAUAUACUAUUAAGGAAGAUGAAUACAAAGCAGUUUUAAGCGAAAAGCAGGCUUUAAUGCAAGAGAUUCAAAAAAUGAAUUUAGAAAUUGAGGCAUUAAAGAACGAAAACAGAAAUUUGGCUGCUGCUAAUGAUCAAUUGACUAUUGAAAAUCGAGAUUACAAAGAAACAAACUUAGGUUUAACUUCAUCAGAAAUGAAUACUACAAAAGAAUGCCAAAGAUUGUUAAAGUUAACAAACGAGCAGCAAUCUGUAAUUAAGGAAAUGGAAAAUCAUAUUGUUCAAUUGGAAGCAAAGGCAAAUAACAAUGACGCUUUUAACGCAAUAGCUAUAGCCCAAGAUAUGGCAAAUAAAGAUUUAAAGAACUUAACAGAACAAAGGAAAUCACUUAUUACGUUAAUUACUAAAAUGGAAAAUUAUAUUACAAAAAUUGAUGAAAUAGGAGUCUCAAAACCAAUAGAAAUCACAAAAUCUCCUAAAGAUGAUGGUUUCCAUCUCGCUUCUGAUGUUUCUAUUACAGGAUUACCAGAAUCUGUAAGAAUUGCAUAUAAAACAAGCAUCGAAGAAGCUUUUGUUGCAUUAGUCAGAGAAUUCAAAGCUCAGAGUGCUCAAGUUAAAUUACUUGCUGGACUUUCCGAGAAGGUUUGCACAACAAUUGGAAAUUCUCAGAUUUUCGUCAACCAAUUUGCCAAUUACCAAAAGGCAGAGUCAUUUAAAUUACCAGCUAGAAUCAGGAAUGAGAUUACUAGGAUAUUAUCUCUUCCAGAAAAUCAACUAGAAAAUUCAAUUUCUGAUUUCAUUGUUAACGUAUCCAAAGAAGCAGGAAUUGCAGUUCAGGCAAUAUCAAAGCUCUUACUCCUUUCAUAUAAGAGGCUUUUACAAGGAGCAAACAACGCAUUAGACCUUAGAAAAGAAAAUGACUUACUCCAAGAGCAGAUGAAGCACCAAAUCUCUCUUCUUGAGCAAGAAAAAGCAUCUAAUGCAGAACUCCGUGAAGUUAUCAAUACAUAUUCAAGGAAAUUUGAAUCUCCAAUUAAAAUUACUGAAGAACCCCAGUUCAAAGACCAAGAUUUGAUUAAACUUGCUAAGAAGUGUGAUGAACAGAAGCAAAUCAUCAAGAAACUCAAAGAAACAAUUAAAUCUUCUCCAUCAAAAGAAGAAAAGUCUCCAAUUAACGAUAAGCUUCAAACAGAACUUGUUGAAGCCAAGCGUACAAUUGAAGAACAAAAGCUAACAAUCCUUAAUUUGCAACAACGUGAAGUUAUCAAAUCUGAUCACGAUAACAAGAAUUUUGAAGAAGCAAUUGCUAAUGUUAAACAGAAGUAUGAAAGCAAACUUCAAAAACUUGCAAAAGUCCAUGAAAAAGUCGUUGAAGAAAUGAAUCAAAUUAAAAAGAACUCUUUGCAAGGUUUGCAAUCAGAACUCGACCUUGAAAGGCAGCAGAGAUCAUCAGAGAAGCUAAGAAAUGAUACUUGUUUGGAAGACUACAAGAGAAGACUUGAACAAGCAUUGCAAACAGAUGCGGCUUUGAAAUUAGCUUUGGAAAGAUGCACAAAAGAACUUAAUGAGACAAGAUUGAGUCUUUCUGAGAUUAGAGCUAUCCAGAAAACAACAGAAGCAAGAGCUAUUGCUGCUCAACAAAAGUUGAAGCAAUAUGAAUCAAAAUUGUAG
Molecule: messenger RNA, 2193 nt
Organism: Trichomonas vaginalis G3
Lineage: Eukaryota; Parabasalia; Trichomonadida; Trichomonadidae
Exons: 1
Coding region: 1-2193 (730 amino acids)
Source: RefSeq, a predicted model, not a curated record